AUGACCGACGGCCACAGUGCCCCUCCAGCCGAUGCUCCGGCACCAGCGGCAGCGGCAGACUGUGCUGCUGCACCAGUCCCUGCCGAUGUACGCUCGCACGCCGCCCCUCAUUGCGCGGCACCGACCCAUGAGAAGGAGCAGGACUCCUCCGUUGGACGUAUAACUCCUCGGCCAACAUUCUUGGAACAUCUAGCUACUUCGCGAGACUCGCAAUUUCAGCUUGAUCGACGGGAUUCGAGUGAAUUAGAGCGAUACUUUCAUGGCCCCCGGAACAUGGACAAACACUCCAAGUGGCCCAUCAUGCUGCGAAUGCAUGGUAGUAUCAUGCCGAAAAUGAUCAUGCCGAUUUUCACUAUCGCUAUUUGGUCGACCGCUGUUACUGUCUUUUCAAAUCAGGUCCAUAACCUUGGUAUCAACAACAUUCUGCUCACCGUGCUGGGUUUCGUGGUGGGUUUGGCUUUGUCAUUCCGCAGCUCAACUGCAUAUGAGAGAUGGGCAGACGGGCGCAAAUACUGGGCCCAGCUCAUUCAGACAUCUCGCAACCUCUCUCGUACAAUUUGGAUCAAUACCGGCGAGAGAGAGGGCGAAGACGGAAAAGAAGACAUCUUGAGAAAACUCUCUGCGCUGAACCUCAUUUUGGCCUUUGCCGUCGCCCUUAAACACAAGCUGCGCUUCGAACCCGACAUUGCAUACGAAGAUCUGGCUGGUCUUGCUGGACACCUUGACACUUUCGCCCGUGACGCCCACGACCGCAAUGUCGUCAAUCCUCCGCCUAAAUCUUUUUGGAAGUCCACAGGAGAGUACCUUGGUGUGUCAUUUGCCGAGUCAAACCCUCGGAAGUACAUCAAGCGGUCAAAGAAGCCUCUUGGACAUUUGCCCCUGGAGAUUCUUAACCAUCUUUCCGCAUAUAUCGAUUCAUGUGUAGCCAAUGGUACUUUGGCGUCAACUCUGCACCAGGGACAAGCCAUCACCAUGAUGUCUACCUUGAAUGAGGUUUUGACCGGCACAGAACGUGUACUGGAUACCCCCUUGCCCACUGCAUACAGUAUUGCCAUUGCUCAAAUUGCAUGGAUCUACAUCCUGGUACUUCCAUUCCAGCUCUACAAUGCCUUGACGUGGAUCACCAUCCCAGCAUCAAUUGUGGCUGGCUAUAUCAUCCUCGGCUUGGCUACAAUCGGUAGUGAAAUUGAGAACCCCUUCGGUCAUGAUGUUAAUGAUCUUCCACUUGACACCUACUGCCGACAGAUCGCCGUGGAAAUGGAUAUCAUGACUGCCGUUCCUCGACCAAACGUCAAUGACUUCAUGUCGCGCGCUGAAAACCUUGUUUUAUUCCCCCUUAGCCAGUUGGGAUACCCUGACUGGAAAGAGCGGACCGUCGAGGAUAUUCGUGGUGCACUCAGAACCAAGAUGGUUGCCAGUCCGUCAGUCACGGCUUCAGAUACAUCAACAAUUGUGGAAAACAUCCGCCCCAAAACCACUGGAUCAUCGGUUUGA
Penicillium vulpinum is the source of this 1494-nucleotide messenger RNA. RefSeq names its product bestrophin family protein. Gene Ontology annotation, molecular function: chloride channel activity. Lineage: Eukaryota; Fungi; Ascomycota; Eurotiomycetes; Eurotiales; Aspergillaceae. Bases 1 to 1494 code for a protein of 497 amino acids. The record is from RefSeq and is a predicted model, not a curated record. The transcript is spliced from 7 exons.